Tremella mesenterica DSM 1558 is the source of this 459-nucleotide messenger RNA. RefSeq lists its product as uncharacterized. Lineage: Eukaryota; Fungi; Basidiomycota; Tremellomycetes; Tremellales; Tremellaceae. The record is from RefSeq and is a predicted model, not a curated record. The transcript has 3 exons. The coding region runs from base 1 to 459 and encodes 152 amino acids.
AUGAGUAGUUCAAUAUACACAAACAUAUCUGGCCGCUCUGGGAGUGAAUCACAUAGGAGUGGAUCACAUAAGAGUGGUGCACAUGUUCAAGUCAGUAUGCGCCUGGUCAAAGAUCAAUUGGAGGAGAUCAUCAUCUGGAACCGUCUCCCUCGGGACCCGUCGACCUUAGGUGUCCUUGGCAGCACAUGGCACCCAAGGUCAAGACCACACUCCUUGGGUGUUGGCUGUUUCCAAGACGAGCUUGCCAACUUCUCUCCCAACGCCAUUCUAUCAGAGCAUGCGUCAAAUAGUAGGACAAUCCGUAAUAUGCUACAUGCCGCAGCUGCCAUGUGGGCAAAAUCACUAGCUCACACUUGGAAUGAGAUCCGAUGUGUGGUACAAGACACUCACAAUUCAAGAUUCGAGUGGAUGAAAGUUGAAAGUUAUCCUGAUGUCACAAACUCCAGUGAGAGGAUUUGA